AUGGCGGCCGGCAUUUAUAUCAUCGUGUCCCUCUGCUGCUACACGGGUCUUGUAAUCUACGCCACCUUCGCGUCCUGCGACCCCCUCAGCACUGGAGCGAUUCGCAAGAGUGAUCAGCUCCUGCCGUACUUCGUGAUGACCAUAACUGGGUCGGUGCCGGCGCUGCCCGGCAUUUUUAUGAGUGGGGUGUUCAGUGCUGCUCUAAGCACUAUGUCGACGGGUCUCAAUUCAAUGUGUGGUGUUAUCUUUGAAGACCUCAUUAGGCCAGCGUAUAACAAGCCUAUUUCUGAGAAAACCGCGAGUUUUAUCAUGAAAGUUAUUGUAGUGAUUAUAGGAGCAACCUGCGUAGCGCUUGUUUUUCUCGUAGAGCACAUGGGCGCGCUCAUUCAAGCCGGCAAGAGCCUUGCUGGAAUCACCGCUGGCAGUCUGCUUGGACUCUUUACCAUGGGACUCUUCAUGCCAUGGAUAAACGCUACUGGUGCUCUAGCUGGUGGAACAACAUCCACCCUGCUAGUGGGGUGGAUUUCUCUCGGCACCCAGGCGGCCAUGUUACGCGGCGAUAUUGUGGUCGUACCAAAACCAGUAAGCGUUGCCGGAUGUCCACUAAACUACACUCUCCCAACCACCAUGUCGCAUUCUUCCGUCGAGUUUGACAGAUCAGGAACAUUUUUCCUUUAUAGAGUCAGUUAUUUGUAUUACACUUUUAUUGGAAUGACUGUCUGUAUCGUCACUGGAGCAAUUGUGUCGUAUUUUACACAGCCGAACGACCCCGCAAUGGUUCAUAGAGACCUCUUGACACCGGUCAUUCACCGUUUUCUGCCACCACAAAGCCCCAAUUGCAGACGGCCAAGGUUGACACAACACGACAUCGAACUCCAUGCCCGGGAGAUGGAGCAACUAUGCACGCAAGCAGCCUUGAUGAGAGACAACCCUGUGGACGUCGAUCAUAUAACCAAGAAAUCAAAACAAGCGCUGCAAUGA
Messenger RNA from Leptosia nina, 981 nucleotides. The record is from the annotation of a GenBank genome assembly. NCBI's taxonomy places the organism in Eukaryota, Metazoa, Arthropoda, Insecta, Lepidoptera, Pieridae.